ACUAUGUAAAUGUAAAAUAUCAAUAACGUCAAAUGUCAAAAUAUAAAAACGAUACUUUUUACUAUUUUUACCCAAUUUUACAAAAAAUACAUAAAAAAGCCUCAAAAUGUUUUCCCUGGAACAAGUCGAUCGUCCUGGUCAAGAGGAAUUUAUCUGGGCGAUGCAAUCCCGUACAACUUAUGACAACGACGGUGAAGACGCCUUGUGGCGUGACCGCCGCCUAACGUCCACACCCCGAAUGUCGGAAUUAAUGAACAGUCUCAAACCAGAACUCUUCCGCAAUCAAGCAGUCGAAAACAGCACCAAAGAAAUCUCCACUCUACUUCCCGACGAAUUAAUUUCCGAUCCCGAAAAUUUCAACGAAAGAAUCUACGAUGUUGCUAUUGCACGUGGACGUGUUAUAGGCUUACAAAAACUAUGGGACAAAUAUCGAAUUAUCGGAAAAGGAGGGCCACUGCGCAUGGCACAAGCGCUCAACUCUUAUCUGGGCAAUGUGAUGCAAGAGGCAUUUUUGUAUCAUGGCGAUGUGAUAAAAUGCGACGGGCAGAAUUUCACCAUCAUGUGGAAGCAGGGAAGUCGCAAGAUGGCCGAUUGUGUGCAUCAAGCAGUCGAUUGUGGUCUAAGCAUCGUGAAAAACUUUACGAAUUUUGAGAAUGAUGUAGGAGUACAAGUCGCGGUAAAUAUUGGAAUUUCAUGUGGCACAGCAUCAUUCUGUGCGAUAGGUUCGAAAAAACGCGCGACAUAUGUACUGACAGGUGAUCCCCUAGAAGACGCGAAGGAUAUGCUUGGUAAAAUGUCCUAUAAUCAAGUGAUGGUCGACCAGGAUGCCUGGGAUAACCUCAAUAGUAUCGAGUAUUUCGCCAAGGCAUACGAUGAAGAGUAUAAUUUGUAUAUUGUUUCGGAUUUCUCAUCGGCAUGGAGGAGUAUUCAUGUUGCGAAUGAUACAACACUCUCAGGAGAAAAUAGUCUCACUGAUACAUUAAUGGCUGGUUCCUACUCAUCGAUCACACAAGUCACAAUACGAAGAGAAUUUCAUGAUAUUUAUAAAUUGCGGCCAAGCAUCGGAGACGCAGUAAACAUGAAAAUAUACCCGUCGUUGAAAUGUUUUAUAUUUCCACCGUUCAUUACCACAGUGGAAGCGAAUGAACCCAUCGAAACACUUAUAGAAAUGCGGUAUAUGGUCGUAUUGGUUACCAGUUUCUCGUUUGAGGCGCAAAGCUAUCACGAGAUGAUUAAACUGACCGAUUUUUACUACAAAAUGAUAAAUAACAUAAUAGAACCAUAUCAUGGUUAUGUACACCGCGUAACCUACAACGAAAACGAGCUCCUAUUCUACAUCCUUUUUGGCAUUCACGGAGACAACCAAAACGUCGAUAGUUCAAACGCGCUCAAAGCAGCAAUGAAAUGUUUCAAAGGAUCAGAAAAUUCAACAACCCUCUCACAAUUAUCCAUGUGCGUUGUUUCAGGCUGGGUAUUUUGUGGUCCGGUUGGUCAUCACAUGCGUCGCGAAAACAUAAUAAUCGGCUCGCAUAUAAACAAAGCCCGCCGCUUCCUCGACGAAUUCCCCAACAAAGUCACCUGUGACCUGGACACUUUCCUCAAGAGUAAACUAGACGCACGACAUUUCACGCUACAAGACCGCAAGAAACCCGAGGGUAACACCAACACCAACACCGAGCGAACCGAUCAUGAAUGUAUCUAUGAAUACGUCGAACGUGACUUGUCAAAUCGCCUGCCGCGCUUUGCAAUCAGCCAGUACCCUAUCCUCGAUCGUGAUUACGAAAUCGAAACAUUCAAGCGCAUGAUGCACACCAUCAGCAAAGUGAAUAAAACCCCGAAUUGCAACGAUAUCGCUUUCGCUACGAACCAUCCGGAUUGUUCCUCAUCGGUGAACCACGCUCAGGGAAAACCCGCCUCAUUGAAGAACGCCUAUACUGUAUCCACCGAAUUCCCAAUGUUUCGCCUACGGUUAAACUACCUCGACAAAUUCGUGCCUUACCAAAUGAUUUACUACCUGUUCGGAAUCCCGCUUGGAAUCGCACAUAAUUCCACAAUCGCUGACAGGGAAGCAAAACUAUCCUCAAAACUAAAACACCUACCUCUAGAUGGUUUGGAAUGUGUGUUGAAUGUGAUCUUCCGAGUGAAUUUCCCGAAGAUGCCUGUGAUAGACACACUGCGUCCGGAAGAAGUGAAAACCAUCCUGAAUAAUAUGAUCAAAUUUCUGUGUCGUAUUUGUUUCACACGUCCCUGGGUGAUUUUAAUCGAUUGUGGUGAACACAUCGAUGCAGAAUCCUGGGAUUUGAUUUAUUCUAUCCUGGAGACUCAUUUGGUUUUACUUGUGGUUGGUAUAGGAGGAGUCAGACUUGAAUUACCACAGAAUGUACAAGAUGUGCUUAGUUUAACAAAGUGUAAAACUUUACAACUUUUACCACUGGAUAAACUCUUUCAUGUUACACUGGCUUGUCAAAUAUUAACCUGUUCAGCCAUACCAGUACAAUUAGAAAAAGUUAUACAGGAUAAAAGCAACGGAAACGCCGGUUGGAUAGAAAAAUUCCUCACCUGUUUAAUUCACAGUAACAUAAUUGCACUGAAAAAGACCGAAUUGCUGGGAGACGCGGCACAGGACCUUGUUUUCCCUUCAAAGGAGCUCAUGUCACGUGAUUGCCUCAAAUUAACCCAAGCUAUUAAAUGGAAACCCACACAAUCUACGAUUCACUCCGCUAUUCUUCUACAUCGUAAAAAAUGGGAGAUAUUUGAAACUGUCGCCGCGACUGAUACAAUCCGCCUGAGUGAAGAUAUCGAUGUAUCACUCGUAGACACCGGCAGUAAACAAUUACCAAUCAGUCAAACGUCGACGAAUAUCGGCCCACGACACCGGCGCUCAUCCAGUAAGGAUAGCAUCAGUCGCAGGCAGACAAAAGAGCUAACGACAAUCCCGUCGAAUGACUAUGUGAGUGGAAGAGCUAGCCAAAUAAAUCUGUUUAAUAUUUGCGUGAUGCAGCCGAAUGGUGAGGCGCUGCUUGCUCAAAUGGACCUUGAUUCAAUCUCAGCGUUGGAUACUAGAAAGAUAAUGGAUGGUUUGACAUCCUAUGAGAUGACUUUCCUGAAAGGAGCUUCUGUCAUCGGCGAUUUCUUCCUGCGUGAUAUGCUUAUGUUUGUUAUAUCAUGCACAAAUGAAAGUGAACUGGCAAUAGCAUGUGAACACCUUUUUGACCUUCGGAUAAUCGGCUGUGCCGAAGGUGAUUUCCGGCGUUCUCUGAUGAACUACGCACCGAUUGUGACUGAUCGUUACACCACCUAUGACGAUACAAUAGUCGCGUGCAAUUGUGACGGUUUCCUCAUCUCGGAAUCCUGUCAAAAGUUCUCCAAAUACGCCAACUGCGGUUACAUGCGAUUCAUCAACCACGACUUUCGAAACGCUGCGUAUAAUCUACUCACAGCCACACAACUGCAUGAUUUACACACGAAAGCAAUGAGUUUUCUUGAAAUGAGCACGCGUAAAUGCGUCAGUUGUGGAAAUGGCGUCUUUACGAAAAUCUUGGGUAAUUUUUACGAGGAGGGUGUUUUAGCUGUGAAGAAGAAACGCCGCCAGACUGUACGAGGGGAAAGCAUUGGGAAAUCAUCAGCUAGUCUUCUGGAAACCUGGGAUGUCGCACCGUUAAAUUCCACAACGUCCAGCAUUCGGAAUAGUUCAAUGAAACAUUACGAACGGAUGGAUCGAGCAAAUAAUAAACAAGACGGUAUAAUAUUCCAAGCUUAUACAAAAGCUGGUGUGACAGGAGAAAAAGCAAAAAUUCCACCGCCAUUUGAAAGCUCGGACUUUUCAUGCUGUGAGUGUGAUAGAAUCCUAGCAUGUAUGUAUCAUCACAUACGUAAACACUACGAAGUCACCGAGAGAUAUGACAGAUGGUUAAAUGCCACUUUGGAAUAUUCAACAUUAUGCACAAAGAAUGCAAAUGUUGCUUUGGCGAUAAAAUUUCUGAACCACGCUUUGGAGAUUAUCAAAGGACCUUAUAAAGCAAUAGCGAACCCAGGCGAAGCAUGGAAAUACAACGUGAUGAAAGCGCGUGUUUUGACAGAAAUCGGCCGGGCUCGUUCACGAAUCGGCCAAACACGUCUUGCAUACCAAGCGUAUGAGAAAGCCCUCUAUCACUACGGUUACACACUACCAAAACCAUCAAGUCUGCGUUAUAAAAUCAUGGAUUCCUGGCAGUAUAUCCUAAUGGCGACCAAAUCGCGGCGAGGAAUCGGGACAAAAUUCGGUUAUGUUGCCGAGUUUUACGAUAAUGUAUCAAAUUGUCUUAGCAUGAUGGCCAAACUGUUCAUACACUUGGAAAUGUGGGAUAAUGCUUAUAUAGCUGCAUUGUGGAGUUUGAAAAAAUCUCUACAAUCAGAGAAGAAUUUCGUGACGUUGAUCAACGCCUUCACGAAUAUUAUUUUUAUAUCAGCGAGGAAGAGGAAGUACGGCGUUGUGGAGAGGUUGGAAAUCAUGGCGUUGGAUUAUUGCAGAAGAUACAAGUGUCACAUUGAUGUGAAUGACAUUCGUAGUGUUACAAAAUUAUACGCGGCCAUCUUUUACAUCAGAAUACAACGAGCACGUUUUGAGGAUGCAUUCAACAUCGCCAUCUGUGUGGAUCCCAUGGCGGACAUGUUGCAAUUCCGCGCGUUGCUUAUCAAACUCUUUCCGCUUUUCAUCGAGAUGAUUCUCCUCCGAUCGGAUGUUAAUGAAGUCCUCAAUGCAAUGACUACGUUUGAACAGGUCACUGGUAUACGAGGUGAUUACAUCGGUGAUUUAUGGUUUCACUCGCUUGCUAUCUACUUCCACUUGCAAACUGGUUGUUUGUUAGUGGAUAUCAAGCUGUGUGAGGAUUAUUAUUACACGCAGAACAAGCGAAUGAUUAAUUUAAAGGAACCGGAAGCUGAACGGCGAUAUUUCGUCGCUAUUUGGUUGUGGUAUCUUCGAACUGAUAAUUAUGAUAUUGCUGAUAUAUGGCAGAGGAAACUACCGGAGACAUGGACAGUGGAUCCGCAGGAAUCUAUAAGUAAUCUUAUUACAACAUUAAUGUAUAUCGAAGGAAUGAUUAUUAGACUUACGCACAAUAUGGAUCGGAAGAUGAUGUUUAUAAAUGAAGAGAUGAAUACGAAAAUUCGUACUUUGUUGCGAAAAAUGGAGGAACAAGCGUCCAAGGUGAAAAUUAUAGCGCCUAGGUUGUAUCAUUUGAAAGCUUAUUAUCAUAUGUGUAAUAUGGAUGAGUAUAAAGGCUUUGAAACUCUGGAUAAAGCGAUUAAACUAGCGCAGAAUAUGGGGAAUUUAUUCGAUGCUGGCUGGGCACGACAUUCGGAACGCGCUUGGAAACAAAACAUGCCGACGAUUGAAAGAACUCUGUGGAAGGACCAUGCCAACAUCGAGAUGCUGGAUUACCGUGAAGUGGAAUCAAACAGAUAUAAAAUAGUGUUUUAUACUUUAGAAAUGCCAAUGUAUCUAUAAAACAAUGGCCGACAAAC
This is a messenger RNA of Dalotia coriaria, 5505 nucleotides long. RefSeq lists its product as uncharacterized. Gene Ontology annotation, biological process: intracellular signal transduction; cyclic nucleotide biosynthetic process. The record is from RefSeq and is a predicted model, not a curated record. Lineage: Eukaryota; Metazoa; Arthropoda; Insecta; Coleoptera; Staphylinidae. Gene Ontology annotation, molecular function: protein binding; adenylate cyclase activity. Gene Ontology annotation, cellular component: cytoplasm.